AUGGGUGAGCUACGGAGGAUCAUGCGAGCUGAAUUGGAGGGCAUCAAUCAAAGGAUGGAUCGAAUGGAAAAUAGGGCACAUGCUGCACAAAACCAGCCACGACAAAAUGCUGGACGAAGAGUUCAAAAUGUUCCUAGUGAUGGAGAAGGAGCAUUAUCGGAUGAAGAAGAAUUAGUUGAGCAGCCCCAAAGGCCUAGACGUGCACAACGGGCAAGGAAUCAUGUUGAUGAUGACUUGGGGAGUAUCAAGAUGAAGAUUCCGUCGUUUCAAGGGAGAAACGAUCCUGAAGUGUACCUCGAAUGGGAGAGGAAAACGGAGAUGGUGUUUGAGUGUCACCGUUACUCAGAGUUGAAAAAGGUGAAAAUGGCAGCCGCGGAAUUCAGUGAUUACGCUCUUGUUUGGUGGGACCAACUCGUAAUCACAAGGAGGAGGAAUGGUGAAUAUCCUAUUAUUACAUGGGAUGAAAUGAAGGCUGUCAUGAAAAGAAGGUUCGUUCCUAAUCAUUUCCAUCAUGAUAUACACCAAAGGUUACGGAAAUUGGUGCAGGGAAAUCAAAGUGUGGAGGAGUACUUCAAGGAGAUGGAGAUACUCAUGAUUAGGGCCGAUAUCGAGGAAGAUAGGGAAGCUACUUUGCAAAGAUUCCUUGGUGGUUUGAAUCAAGACAUUCAAGAUAGAGUGGAAUUGGGCCAUUUUGCUAACAAAUGUCCCAAUAGAAGAGUUAUGGUGUUGCGUGAUGAUGGUGAGAUAGAAACGGAGGCAGAAAGUGAUACAGAAUCUAUGCCAUCAUUAAAGGAUGAUUUUGAAGAGCAACUUCCUGCCAAAGGAGAAGCAUUGGUUAUACGGAGAAUCCUGAAUCUGAAAGCCAAAGAAGAAGAGGUAGUACAGCGGGAGAACAUUUUCUAUACUCGAUGCCUUAUUCAAAACAAGGUAUGUAGUGUGAUUGUUGAUGGGGGGAGCUGUACAAAUGUUGCUAGUGCUACAAUGGUGGAGAAGCUGAAUCUACAACCGACAAAGCAUCCUAAGCCCUAUAGGUUGCAAUGGUUGAAUGAUAGUGGAGAGGUGAAAGUUUCCAAGCAAGUAAGGGUUCCUUUUUGCAUUGGAAAGUAUGAAGAUGAAAUUCUCUGUGAUGUAGUACCAAUGCAGGCCAGCCAUUUGUUGUUGGGGAGACCGUGGCAGUUCGAUAGACGUGUGCAACAUGAUGGUUACAGCAACAAAUACUCGUUCGAGUUUAAAGGUAGCAAAAUCCGACUUGUUCCUUUAACUCCGAAGGAAAUCUACGACGAUCAUAUCAAGCAGGGGAAAACACAAAUGCGUGGCAGCGAUGUCUUGAGUGACCAUGAGGUAGAUCACCAAAAUGGAGAGUUCUUGAGAAAAACCCAGAAACAGACCUUUGAGAGCAAACCCGAGAGGAAACAAAAGAAUUUCUUCCUGAGAGCUUGUGAGAUAAAAAAAGCUUUGUUUUCAAGUCAACCAAUCAUUGUACUUUUGUACAAAGAGACUCUUUCUAACUUGAAUGAUUUUUCAUCAUCUUUGCCAAGUGUUCUUCAAGAUGUUUUGCAGGAGUACAAAGACGUCUUUUCCAAAGACAUUCCCCGAGGAUUACCGCCGAUCCGUGGCGUUCACCCGGCUUAUCAAACGGACAGUCAUAACCGUUUGUGGCGCCUUCGCAUACCAAGGUUGCUAAUCACGGCGUUAGGUCUAGGUCGCGGCAGUCUUUAG
Molecule: messenger RNA, 1719 nt
Organism: Tarenaya hassleriana
Lineage: Eukaryota; Viridiplantae; Streptophyta; Magnoliopsida; Brassicales; Cleomaceae
Exons: 2
Coding region: 1-1719 (572 amino acids)
Source: RefSeq, a predicted model, not a curated record